GGUGCGCCCCGCCCCCCCUCCCGACCGGCCACCUUCCAUAGCUGCGCGGAGGCGGCCGCCAUUGGCUCCAGCGCCCACCGAGUGUUUGGGAGGUUGGCGGGGUUCUGAACCGUGGAAGAGUCGCUGAGUGUCGCCGGGGCAAGGGGCCAGUGAGGGGCGGACAGAGGCGUCGUGGCCGUAGGAGGCAGGUGUCCGCAAACCGAAGGUCCGGCGAGGUGGAGGGUGGGGGGUUUCCCGGAGGCUUCGGCAGGAGCGCCGGCGCAGCACCUCACAGACCCUCUGGGAGCGCCAGCACCUGAACACGAGGCUCUCUAGCGCGCGUGCGCGGCGAGGGUCUUCCCGCACCUGAUCGCGAGACCCUAACGGCCAGCGGCUCGAGGCUUCGCCUGCGCUGCGGGGUGGAACCCGUCAUGGCGCAGCUGUGUGGGCUGAGGCUGUGCGGGGCUCUCCUCGCCCUGUUGGCUUCGCUGCUCCUCUUCCGGGCUGAGGCGGCCGACGGAGAACGUGGCGUCCACGACUUUUGUCGAGUUCCGAAGAAAGUGGGAAGAUGCCGGGCCUCUUUCCCUAGAUGGUGGUACAAUGUCACUGAUGGGUCCUGCCAGCAGUUUGUGUAUGGUGGCUGUGACGGGAAUAAAAAUAAUUACAUGACCAAAGAGGACUGUCUUGAGAAAUGUGCUGGUGUCACAGAGAACACCAUUGAUGAGCUGGCCACCAGAAGGAAUGGAGUGGAUUCCGCUGUCCCAAGUGUUUCCAGAAAGCAGGAUUCUGAUGACCUCUCCAGUGACAUUUUUGACUACGAAGAAUACUGCACUGCCAAAGCAGUCACUGGGCCUUGCCGCGCUUCUUUCCCACGCUGGUACUUUGAUGCAGAGAAGAACUCUUGCGACAGCUUCAUCUACGGAGGGUGCCGGGGCAAUAAAAACAGCUACCUCUCUGAGGAGGAGUGCAUGCACCACUGCCUUGGCAAGCAGUUGUACCCUUUCAUCCCCCGUGGCUCUAAAGUGGUGGUCCUGGUGGGGCUCUUCGUGAUGGUCCUGAUCGUCUUGCUGGGCGCCUCUGUGGUCUGCCUGAUCCGGGUGGCCCGGAGGAACCAGGAGCGCACCCUCCGCACCGUCUGGAGCACUGGGGAUGACAAGGAGCACCUGGUGAAGAACACCUACGUCCUGUGAAGGCCCUGCCAGCAAGAGGCUGCCCUUCCUUGGGCCUCCCUGCGGAUGGCGAAAACCUGGGGAGGGAGGGGAGACAAGUGUAGCGUGUGUGUAUGUGCUUUUUAAAAUAGAGUGAUUGGUUUGUGCUUUUACGAUCA
Messenger RNA from Mustela erminea (ermine), 1306 nucleotides. It is a transcript of the gene SPINT2, whose product is annotated as serine peptidase inhibitor, Kunitz type 2. Gene Ontology annotation, molecular function: serine-type endopeptidase inhibitor activity. The coding region runs from base 411 to 1169 and encodes 252 amino acids. NCBI's taxonomy places the organism in Eukaryota, Metazoa, Chordata, Mammalia, Carnivora, Mustelidae. The record is from RefSeq and is a predicted model, not a curated record. The transcript is spliced from 7 exons.